UUGGUUUUUCAACUUGCUGUGAUUUAUGCAAAUUCAACCGAAACGUAUGCCGCGCCGUUUUGUUUACAAUCGUGUCAUGGGUGUUUAACUUAGCGGCGAGUCGUUCAUAGGAACCAAUCCUUGCCAGUAAAGCAGCAGGUUUAUGUAAAAAUUGACGACACUUUGGUUGGUGAUCAGCUUCUGAUGAGCAAAAAGGGUAAACGGCUUGGAUCACAAUUCGCCAUAAUCGGUUGCUAAUCAUGAUAUCCGUAAUUCAGUUACUGUGUCUAGUGGGGACUAACGACAUCGCGACACUCACAGCUUCUACUGAAAUUUAUUUGGACAAUUUUUUAUUUGUGUUCAUAUGUUCACAUUGCACAUAAUUUGUAUAUCUUUUAUGAUGUUUAAAGCUAACAACGUAUAUAUUUCCACAACACCCACCUGCUGACCCAGUGCUUACACCAUCGAAUACAUCUCAUAAAGCUCAUCAACUUCGACCUAUCCGCAUAAGUUAGGAGAGAAAAAAAUACACAAACAUCCCACCCUUUCCACAAAAGCACGACAGCGCCGGCCAGCGUUCGAAUCAAUCCCCCAUCAACAUGAGUGUGCUCGCUUGCAACUCUAAUCCUUAGAAGCAUCAUCACACAGAGGGUUUGGCUGGAAAGGAAGAAGCUACUUGUCGUUGGCGCGCAAUUCCAAGCCAGCAAACAUCAUUUGGAUUUCAAAUGUUGUCGGGUAUGGAUUGGCGCACGGUCCGGGAAUAGUGAAUUCGUGAGUUGUAUUCGCGCGAAAUCGAAUGUUUGUUUUCGUUUGACACGGCACGUGAGUGAGUUAAGCUGACUGGAUUGCGCCGACGCUGGGGUCCUACGUGUGUCGGCGUUGUUCGUUGAUUAAUGCUGUGUCUGAUGAGCAUGAUUUAAACGCGCUACCGAAAUGUGAAGAAGUUGGUGUUUAAUUAUGCUCCGUUGUAGCAAAGAGAACGUUGUGAUCGAAGGGCUUUGUUUUUGAAAAUGCAAUCAUGAUGUUGUUGUUCAUUGAUGGAUAAUGAAUUUGACGGAUGUGCCUAAUUGAAAAAGCAGUGAUGUGAGGUGAAGAGACAGAAAUGUACGGAUGGAAGUGCUGACAGUUUAGUUCGUACAUCUGAACGAUGCAGGAUAAAUUUAGUUACGACUGCUGAAAUGGAUAGAACUCGAAGUUCUUUGUAUAUGAAAAAACCAUCCAUAUCGCGUAAACACUUUGCCUUCCUGUUUGCGAUAAUCGUCGCGUGUAUGUUUACGAUUCUCUCAAUUCUGCAAACCAACGACAAUGGAGUGGCGCAGCACCGAUAUGGUGCCGCCAUCGAGGAGCAACUGCUGAUGCAUUCGGUCAAUUUAACAGACACCGUACGUGUUCUCUGCUGGGUCAUGACUACUCCGGCCAACCAUGAAACCAAAGCGCUGCACGUCAAGCGAACCUGGGGUCGCCGCUGCAACAAGUUACUGCUGAUGAGUUCUUUCGAGGAUGCGAAAGUGGGGACUAUUGCUUUGGAUGGGGUUGGCGAAGGACGGCAAUCGUUGUGGAACAAAACGAGGGAAGCGUUUCGGUACGUUUACGAACAGCACUUGGAUGAGUACGACUGGUUCAUGAAAGCAGACGAUGAUACAUACGUUAUCAUGGAAAACCUAAGGUUUUUCCUCUACCCAUAUUCACCGCAAUAUCCGAUUUUUUUCGGAAGUAAAUUUAGAUAUCCGGAGUACGUCCGUCAAGGGUAUUUCUCAGGUGGGGCAGGAUAUGUUCUUAGUAGAGAAGCACUGAAGCGUUUUGUAGAGCAAGCUCUGAACAAUACAGAAACGUGUUCCGUUGCAUAUGACACAGAAGAUCUAGAAAUGGGACGCUGCAUGGAAAGUGUCAACGUAACAGCUGGAGAUUCACGUGAUCUCAUGGGACGAAAACGUUUUUUGCCGAUGGAGCCACUGUUCCACCUGACGAGCAACCCAGCGGAGGAUCCGGACUUUUGGUACAAGCAAUAUUCAUUCUACGAGCCAUUUUACGGUCGAAACUGCUGUUCGGAUCUUGCCAUCAGCUUUCACUAUAUCCAAGGCCGACAGAUGUACGUGAUGGACUACUUGAUAUAUUCGCUUCAUCCGUAUGGCGUGAGCUUUAGAAAACCUGCGCUGCAACCAAAGAUGUCCUGGGACGAAGCGUUAGUAGUUAGUGGGCCGUACCCGUUGCCGAGUACAACGACGACAACUACGACAACAACUACGGAGACAACAGCCACUGAAUCCUUGGAAGUUGACACACAAUCCGAGAGUAGUGCACCUUUAGAAUUUACUCAGGCGAUUGAUGCCCUCAGCAAUACCAGUAUUAAUAGCACUCAAUUAAAUCAUAUCGUGGACCGAUUAUUAGAGAAUAAUGUAUUUUUUGAUAAAAUUGUAGAGAAGAUGAAAAGUCAUAAUAAAUCUAGUAAUUCUAAUAUAUAAA
Armigeres subalbatus is the source of this 2442-nucleotide messenger RNA. RefSeq names its product glycoprotein-N-acetylgalactosamine 3-beta-galactosyltransferase 1-like. The record is from RefSeq and is a predicted model, not a curated record. Bases 1158 to 2441 code for a protein of 427 amino acids. Gene Ontology annotation, cellular component: membrane. Lineage: Eukaryota; Metazoa; Arthropoda; Insecta; Diptera; Culicidae. Gene Ontology annotation, molecular function: N-acetylgalactosaminide beta-1,3-galactosyltransferase activity. The transcript has 5 exons.